Brettanomyces bruxellensis is the source of this 2199-nucleotide messenger RNA. RefSeq lists its product as uncharacterized. Gene Ontology annotation, biological process: monoatomic cation transport; transmembrane transport. The transcript is spliced from 2 exons. The record is from RefSeq and is a predicted model, not a curated record. Gene Ontology annotation, cellular component: membrane. Bases 1 to 2199 code for a protein of 732 amino acids. Gene Ontology annotation, molecular function: monoatomic cation transmembrane transporter activity. Lineage: Eukaryota; Fungi; Ascomycota; Pichiomycetes; Pichiales; Pichiaceae.
AUGUAUUCAGUAAGAAGUCAUUCGGCUAUUCAAGAUGCCGAAAAGAAGAAAAAGAAGCUUCACAGAUAUUCAUACAACGAAGAUAUGCAACUACCUGAUCCGGUGCCCGAGGACCAGGAGGGUGAGUCAGGCUUCCAAUUUCCUUCAAUUACAAUUUCGCCUGCAGAAAAGGAGAGAAAACACAGGAGUGCGAUAACAUCUUUGGAUAUGAAUGAAGAGGAUGAGGAAGGUCUGGAAAACACAUCUGGAGGGUUGAAUUUGUACAAUCACGGACAUCGUCGGGGAUAUAGUUUGGGUGGGGGUAAUCAUGUUGGGAAUGGAGGAAUGCAAGAAUAUAAUCGUACUAGCAAUCAUGUUAGCAAUCAUAUAAGUUUUAAUCAAUUGACAAACAACCAGAGUGAUUUUAGUCGAUCUCCAAUUCAUCACUCUAACUUCAGUCAAUCUCCAAUUCAUCACACAACCUUCAAUGAAUCUCCAAUUCACAAAAAUCAAUCUCCAACUCACAUAAACUUCAGUCAAUCUCCAAUUCAUCGCACUAACUUCAACCACACUGGCAAUCAGAUCAACUUCAAUCAUCCCACGACUCAAAACUCUGGCAUCAAUCAAUAUUCAGGCCCCAGUCAAAGCUUAGGGGCUAUCCCCAGUAGGGCACACAGAGGACAUGGCCAUUUGAGAAAUAGCAGCAGUAUAGCAAGCAACUACAUUCCUGCCGAUGCGGAACAAAGCACUCCACCAGUAAAAGAGCAGGCAGGAUUUCAUUUUGGCUCCGGGUCGAUUUCCUCAUCAAGAAGAGGCCACCACUAUCAGCAUUCGUCCGUGUCGAUGAAUAUGUUCAAGAAACCAGAAAAAGACCAAACUGUGUGCGAGCUCCCGGUGUAUCCUAUUCCGGAUUUGCACGAGGUGCUUCAGUCGAUCAGCAAAUCACAGAAAAAAGGUCUUUUUUGGUGUAGCAUGCAGUUCCUGCUGGCUCUUUUGUGCUCGUUAGUCGGGCUGCAUGGGGCUGUGCACUGCCUCCAAACGCUUUCGCACAUCGAGUUUUUCGACGCUUUCGGCAACCUUCUUUCCGUUUCCGUCUGCAUGAUGUCCAACUUCGACGUUUGGAGACACCCUUCACUCCGUUUUCCCUUUGGUUUGGGCCGCAUUGAGGUUCUUUUGGCCUUUUCCUUGUCCGUUUCGCUCGCUUUUGUCGGCGUCGACUUGCUGUCGCAUGUCGUCGAGCAUCUUAUCACAAUUUUGGUGAUUGGAUCUGUCCACCAUGAGUCAGGUGACCAUAUCACAGCAGUGCCUAUCAGCAGCACUUUCUACUAUGCACUGGUAAUUCUUGUUGUCAUCCUCAGCUUCGUAUCUUCAAAUGCUGCUGAUUAUGCCGUUGGAGCCUCGUUGAAGGACCAGAGUGCACUGGCCGGCAACAGUUCAAGAAAUGUCAGUGCCAGCAGUAUGACGAGUAACAGUGAUGAAAUUCGAACCCAGGGAGGGCUGCUGAGUUUGGCAAAAAAAGCUUCUUUCAUGCCGCUUAUCACAGGCAAGCAUCCCUCUCCAGUUAAUGCCAAAAGACUCAGCUCUGUGACCUUGGAGGCCCCGAGAAAAGAACCGUUCUUCAAUAGCUGGCUAAACCCGGCGGGAAACGGCAUUAACGCUUGCACGAAGGCACUGACGUGCUUUUAUGCCGUUUACUGCCUCGUCUACCCGGCAGUCGUGUCCGAUGAGAAGAAAAACGGUGAAUGGGUGGAUAACAUUUCGACAUUCGGCCUCUCGGCGCUUAUUUUGGCGUUCGGAUGCCGGUUAGUCGACCGCUUGGGAAAUACCCUACUAAUGAAAAGCCCACCCGAGUCCUUGAAGCUGGCAAUAAUUCGCAACAUCCAGCAACUGGACUUCUACAGGGCCGAGUACCGCAUUAGGGAAUUUGUCAUUUCACGUGUCGACCAACGGAUAUUUGUCAUUAUUCUCAAGAUUUCCAUUCCGGGUGCAUCUGAUGAUGAUGAGGCCAAGUUCAGGUUUUACGCUACCAGGGUGAUUCGCGGACUCAUGCAUCAGUACACCAAAGGGCUUCUUGCGGAAACAAGCCAGAAGCAAUUGGUUACGCCUGAGCCCGACAGAAAAUCCAUAGUGGCACUUUUAAAUGUGGAUUCCAACACUUUCGGUGCUUUUGGCAGUGCUGGGGAGGACUUUGAGAUUACAAUAGAUGUUGAUAGGAGUUGA